Acanthoscelides obtectus is the source of this 4688-nucleotide messenger RNA. The record is from the annotation of a GenBank genome assembly. NCBI's taxonomy places the organism in Eukaryota, Metazoa, Arthropoda, Insecta, Coleoptera, Chrysomelidae.
GAACAGGGUUGGAUUCUGUAUAAUUGUCACCCAUGCAAAUUGAAUUCCCUCCUCAAUUACACCAAAAACUGCAUCAAAUUUGUUUUCAUUAGUAAUAUUUCUUUAACGAUUUUGAUCAAUAUCAAUGCAUAUUUUAGUUUCCAUAAUGAAAAUUUUACAAGAAUGAAUGCCUUCAAUAUGUUGAAAUGCAUUGGUCUAUCUUGACCUUGUUUCUUUAUCUUGUAACUGGUGAUCAUCCCUCAUCAAGCCUGGCUAAAACGUAACUGAUCUUUUAAAAAAGUAACAUCAUUAUUGGGGUAUAAUGGAAAAUGAGAUCUGUCCUUUUUUCUAGUUAUCAUGUGGAAUUAAUUGUAGAAUGUAGAUGUCAUAAUUCCAUCACUCUGUAUAUCGUGGCUCAUAAGCAACAGACAAAUUGUUCGGUGAAUACUACACAAUCAGUAUUUAACAAGAUCUUUAUGUGUGAAACUGACAUUCCAUCCGAAUCUUAAAGACUGAUGUGCAAUCAAAGUGUGACUAUGUGGGUAACGAACUAGAACUAUUUAUUACCUUCCAAGUGCCUUAAAAUAAACGAAUUUAAUCAAAAGAACCCCCAAGUGCCUGUUUUUCCAUCAUCAAAAAUGAAAAGUAUCAAAGCAAUCUUUCGUAGAGGUCAGAAUGUUAGGCUGGAUGGUCAGAAUCUGGACAACCUCUCGAGGACGUCCUCUGUAACAAAUUUGGAGGAGCAGCAGCUGCAGCAACAGCAGACUCAGCAACAGCUGCAGCAGCAACAGCUUCAUCAUCAUCCAAAGGGGACCAAGCCUAGGAAGACUUUGUCUAAGGAGAGAAUUGAUAAAACCAAUGAGCCGACUAGGAGGAAUGAAAAGAAAAAUUCAGCAAGGAACAACAAUAAAAUCGAGUCAGGGGAGAGUCCCUAUCUCUCCAUAGACUCGUUGCAAGAAGAAGAGUUCAUCCAGUUGAGGAAACAGUUACAAGAUAUGGCUCAAGAAAAAACAAACUUGGCCCUACAGUUAGGGGAACAAAAGGGACAGUUGAAUAUCUUACAGAAAGAAAUUCAAAAACUAAAGUCAUUCCAAGAGGAAUCAAAUGUACAGUUAGAGCAUCUGACAGCUGAAAAUACUCUGCUAAGAAACAGGUUACGUGAUGUUGCCCAUUCGCCAUUGUCGGAUACAGAGAAACAGCAACUGCUGGAUUCCCACCGACAUCACAGCUCAGCUCCUGCAUCCAUUGCAACAAACCUGCUUGAAGAUGACACUGGAGUUGAUGCAACUCCAUGCACAACACCUGAUUGGGAUAAAUACUCAUCGGGGAAUGUCAGUGAAGUUUCAGUGGCUUGCCUGCAGGAUAAGAUUCAUCAAAUGCAAGAAACCCACUACAGCACUAACGAGGAGCUACAAGCCACACUUCAAGAGUUAACCGACCUACAAAGGCAGCUGAUCGAACUGCAGCAAGAAAACGAAAGACUGAACGAUGAAAAAACGCUUAUGUUCGACAGCCUUUGCAGACAAACCGAACGGCUGAACGAUUCACGUUCUGAAGUAGAAUCUUUGAAGCAACUUAUAUACCAAGAAAAAGGUGAGACUGACCAAUACGGUUCAAUCGCAGAACGAGAACAAAAACUGGUUGAUCUACUGAAGGCAGCUCAGGAGGAAAGGGAAAACCUGAUGGUGAAACUAGAACAAAUGACGAGUGAAUUACAAGAGACCAAAGCUGCUCUUUCGGACAAAGAUAAUGUCAUACAGCAAAUGAACGAGAGGAUAAAAACAUUAGAGUACACUUUAGAUGCGAGGUAUGCAGAACACAAGCAAUUAGACCAGGAACUGAUGCAGGCUAGAGACCAAUGUAAUGGGAAACAAAUCGAGAUCAAUAGACUGAAUGAUUUGUUGGAUAAUGCUAAAACCAAGAUCAAUGAAUUAGAACAAGAUAGGACGAUGAGCGACAAAUCAGAACUGGAUGAACUGCUUGAUAAUGCCAGGAAAGAAAAACAUUUGCUUGAAUCAGAAGUGGCUCAUUUGAGAGAACAAUUGGCUAUUGGUAAAAAUGAAAUUGAAAAACUCAAAGAGCAAGUAUCGAUAUUACAAGAGGAAGUUAUGGUGACGAGAAAUAACGCGAAGAGUACACAGUCUGAUCUCGAAUACAAAUGUGAGAAGGUAAUGAAGGAAAAGUGUGCCCUUGGUGAUCAAUUACAGGAAUUUCAGGAAGCUUUAAAUGAACUCCAAGUUCAAAAUCAGUGUCAGCUUGAGGAUAAACGACAACUAUCAGCUGUGUUAUCAGAGACUCAAAGGAAUCUAAAUGAAACUGAAAGGAAAAGUUUGAAUUUGGAACGUGAGUUAGAAGACCUGAAAAGACUUAGAGCAGAAGAAAAUGAAGAGUGGGAAAAAUUCCAAAGCGACCUAUUGACUUCUGUAAGGGUGGCAAACGAUUUUAAGACUGAAGCCCAACAAGAGCUACAAAGAAUGAUCAUGGAAAAUAAGACUUACAGAGAACGUGAACGUCAGCUCAGGGCAGAAAUUGAGAAACUUAAAGUUGAAUCGGUACCUCUGCGACCGACCAGCUUCCCUAGUGAAGAUGUCACUCUCAGGAGAAAAAACAACAUUGUGUUGUCACGACAAAAUAGUCGACAGUCGGUCAAGUCCCUCAUUGAAAGCAUUGAAAGUCAGGCGAAACCAGUUACAAAAACAGGUUUGGGUACAGUUGUUUCAAGGAGCAGUUCAAAUUCGUCCCUCAAUUCAUUAACGUCAGAUGUAAGAAGUCCUACGGGCAUGCUAGUGUUACCGACACCUACAGAAUCACCUUUAAAGUCACCUCCAGAUUGGAAUGAUGUCAAUACUAUUGGCCAAACUAAAUCUUUAAAAGAACAGCAAACGAAUAAGCUGAACCGCGACUGGAGUUCAGUAGAUAAACAUGAGGUGAAAAUAAAGACAGACGACAACUACAGAGAAGCACUGCUACAAAAAGGAAUGGAUUUCUCGAGACGAAAUAGUUAUUCAGACUUGAGUGAAAGAAAAGACCCACUAAACGGCUUAGUGAAAAAUGGCGGUUCUAAGAGAAACGCGUUGUUGAAAUGGUGCCAGAGCAAAACAGUAGGAUACAGGAACAUCGAUAUAACGAACUUCAGUAGUUCCUGGAACGAUGGCCUGGCUCUGUGCGCCCUUAUGCACACGUAUCUACCGGAAAAGAUACCCUACGAUAGUCUAACGCCUCAGGAAAAAAGAAAAAACUUCUCCUUAGCUUUCUCUGCUGCAGAAAGUGUUGGAAUUCCUACUACACUGAAUAUAAACGACAUGGUACAACAAGAAAGACCCGACUGGCAACAAGUAAUGGGAUAUGUUACUGCUAUAUACAAACACUUUGAAACAUGAAAGAUUUGUUAGCGUUUUCUAUUCCCAGAUCAUUUAUAUAUGAAAGUUUAUAUAAGUUGUGGUUAUUGUUAAUUUGUCUAAUAUCGUAUAAAGUUUAUUCCGAGUUAAUUUUCCUCUAUAAAGCAUUUCCAAGUGUUACUUAACGAACGUAAUUCCUUGUGCAUUUAUUCCAUUUUGGGCAUGCUGAACACAGCACUGAAAUGUUCGCCCUUGGUUAAUUUAAUACCUGAAACUUAUCCUGUGGUUUUCAUUUUGAGAAAACACCAUGACCUAGCCAAAUGAAAUAAUAUGUAUUAAACACUUUUACUGACGCUACGCUGGCCUUUUUUAAUAUAUAAAUAGUGUAUUGUCAAUAUUUAUAUUUCGAUAAAAGAUACUGUCGUGGUCAAAAGGUUAGUAAAAGGUGUUUAAUACGAGGGUUAAUCAAAUAUGAGCAUAACCAAGUGGUGACCUCCCAGGUCUUCUUUAACUGGCCCAAACACGUGUUAGUCACAUGGCGACAUAUCGGUCUCGAUGUAAGGCGGGUCUUUUUCGCCGAUAGGCAAGUUUCAUUUCUUUAAGCAGUUGUCAGUAGUAAGCAGCAUUAAGUGUACGACGAUCCAGAAGAAAUUCAACUAGCAGUACACCUCUGGAAUCCCGAAAUACCGUUGCAAGAACUUUUCCUGCGGAAAGGCUGGUCUUGGAUCUUCGCGGCGCUGCCUCUCUAGGCUUUCACCACUCCAUGGAAAAAUGUUUUGACAGUCGUAUACGCGUGUCUCUUUGCCGUACUAUGUUGUUAAUCGACGAAAAAUUUCGGAAGGUUUUAUGCCCCCCCCCGCGACAAAACUUUAUGAUAAUGCGUUGCGCAACAGGCGUGAGCAACUCUUGCUCAGACAUGAUGCUACUAUCAGGGCGCGCCAAACCGACUGCUCCCCUCUUCCUGACAUCCCCACCCAGCAUAUACCAAGACGUCGCCCCACUCCAUUCCCUUAUGACGCGUUAAACAGAAAAGUCCGAUUCAUUUUUGAUCCAUCCUCGUACAUACAUUUGGCUAGAAGACCAUGGAGUCUUAUGUACCUAUACGUUUUUAAUCUAAAAUUUUCAAAAAAUCGAAAAACGGGGGUCCCCAAAAUAAGUAUAUAUGACAUGGCGGAAAAGUGGAAGUGUGUUUUUUUCAAAAUUCGAUGUAUUUUAAUCGACAAUUGCGAGAUGAAACAAAAUGUGUCAGAUAGCAUUUUUGAAUUCCAAAAAUGAUGUUUAUACUCUUUAUGGUUCCAUUUUACGUUAUGGAUGCAUUUACUUCAUUUGAAGUGUAAAAAUAUUCCGUUUGUUCAGUCUGUCCUGAAUCCA